Molecule: messenger RNA, 8370 nt
Organism: Notodromas monacha
Lineage: Eukaryota; Metazoa; Arthropoda; Ostracoda; Podocopida; Cyprididae
Source: the annotation of a GenBank genome assembly
AUUUUCUUUUUUUUGCCCUAGAAGACGUUGAAGUCUUCCCGGAAUCUAAACUGCCAAGUUUUAGCAUUUGAAGCCACUCACCGAAAGACAUCGGUGGCUCUGAGAGCAAGUGGCGCUGGCAAGCGUGGCGUGCAAGAUUCUGUUCAUAGUGGAAGGUUGUGUGGUGAACGGGUGUCACUCAUGACCUAUAGAACUAUAUAUUGCUGAAGGAACGAAGGAGUUGGGCUAGUGCGGUUGCAAUACUUUUUUUUAUUGAUCAUGAGAACCUUAUUCGCUGGAAAUCGAUGGCAACAGUGACUGUGAGCAUUUGAUUUGUUGUAUGGCCCUCGCCAAUGCCUCCAAACUUCUCCCGACCGUGGACGGAGUCGGAACGCGCGUCAUCCGUGGUCCACACUGGAAAUGGAGCAAACAGGACGGCAGAGAAGAUCACGUUGGCACCGUCCGAACGGUUGAAAGCCCCGAAGAAGUAGUCGUCGUCUAGGACAACAGCACACCAGCAAACUACCUAGCGUUUUCAGAAUGCGUGGUAUUUUGUCAAUUAAUGUCCGCAUUUCCACUGUAGGUUGUGAGUUUUGCGGAGUGUUGUGGAAGAGGGGUACCGGAAGUGCCUCAAGCAACAAACAAGACGUGAGACUCACAACGCGGAUUUUGACAAAUUACAACAGCUGCAAGACAUAAAGGAGCAAACCAUGUGUCCCGUGUGUCUCGACCGACUGAAAAACAUGAUUUUUCUCUGCGGACACGGUGCCUGUCAGAUGUGCGGCGACCAAAUGUCCGAGUGUCCGAUCUGUCGCGAAAUCGUCGAGAAACGGAUUCUGCUCUACUGAUGAUCCACGAAGAAAAACGGUGCCAAAAUUGUGAAUACCUACACCAGUCCUCCUUUUUUGUGACGAAUUUCUCGAGUAUUAUCUUGACAAGUCAGUCCACCCGACGUUUUUGUGGAGAUAUCGCAUUUCGAGUACAGUACUGUAUCCUGGUAUUUUUAUUUACAGUAUUUGACGUUGAGUCGAAUUUUAUGACACCGUGAUUUUCGCUGUUUCUUUCGAUGACUAGAUUUCCUAAUCAUGACGAAAGUUGAUUGAAAUUCCUGCGUUAAAUUGUUCGAAGAGGAUGCCAAUUUCGUGAUUUUUUCGAAGAAACGGGAGUGUUUUUUUUUUUUUUCAAUUGUGAUUGUAAGUUUCUGACGAAUGUUUUCUCCUGGAGUUCGGUGAUCAUUUUGUGUGGAAUUGUGGAAAUCUGACGUUAUGAUUUGAGAUUGUCCUUUAUUUUCUUUCAUCUCCCCAUUUCUUGCUUGUGUUUUGAAAAGUUUUCUUAAAUUUCAGAAAAUGACUCCGAGAUGUGUGAAAGUGCAGACGGGAGGAGUGUUUUAGAUAAUCUUGAUAAAUCAUUCUGUGAAGCUGACCCAGCGAAUUUCGAGGAUACUGCUUGGACACUGAUCAAGAAGAGGCUGAAAGAAGAGGAAAAUGUGUCUUCUAGAAGCUACUUGUCCUUCGGAUCGUCUGCUAAAUGGCGAAGAUAUUCAAGUUUUGAACAAGCCGGGCCAGUUUUCGUAAAGCAUGGCUGUGAAACGAACUCUCAGAACGGGAAACUAGUCGUUGGAUGCGUUGUAUCUCAUUUCUGUACUUUAAUGUGAUGUUUGGGUAGGACGUGGUGCAGUAUUAGCUAGUCAUUGGUCCGCUUUAAAAAUUUUGUUGCAUUUUUGUAUGCGCGUUUGAGUUUGGUGAUCAUUUCUGCAAGUUUCGAACGCAAUAUUUUUGGGGAUGAUGUAUUCUCGUACCGUUUUAUAUGCUCGGGACUGAGAUGUCCAAUCCGGUAUCAAUUCAGCUUCCGUCUCAUGCUGAUUUGUGUUGCUUGAAACUUGGUUGCUAUAUUUUUAUUCGACGUGAAUCAAACUGUGAAAUGAUUUUCUUCGUGAUGAUUAUUGAUGAGUUUUGGCACCCCACUGACGUAAUGCUGAAAACUUGAUCAUUUCAGUUCGAGAUUUUAUGCGCUUUUGUGGUUGUAAGAGUCUGCACUAAGAAACAUGAGUGAUGGGGAAGUGCUGCCCCCUGGAUGGGAAAAGCGGGUUAGUCGCUCAACAGGGCAAACUUAUUACCUGAACACUUACACUAAGGAUAGUCAGUGGGAUGCCCCCACAGAGGCAGCAAAGCAGCCGAGCUCUGAAAAGGUCCAGUGUUCCCAUUUGCUGGUGAAGCACAGGGACUCUCGCAGGCCAUCGUCCUGGAAAGAAGAAAACAUCACGAGGACCAGAGACGAAGCUUUGGAGCUUAUCAAAGGCUUCCGUGAGAAGUUGGAUGCAGAGUCGGCAACAUUCGAGGAAUUGGCGUCCGUGCAUUCGGAUUGUUCUUCUGCCAAACGUGGCGGUGAUUUGGGUCCGUUCGGACGAGGAGCCAUGCAAAAGCCCUUCGAAGAAGCCGCAUUUGCUCUCAGAGUCGGGGAACUGAUUGAAGAAUUGUGUGCUCGGGCUGUGAAGCUUAGCCCCGAAAUCCCGUGGAGUGAUCAGAUCAUUUCUUUCCGAUGUUCUCGCUUCUCCCCGCGCCAAGAGCGUGAUAUUCUGGCUGCCGAAUUGUUGGUGAUGUUAACUGCGGACAAGUCUAGGAGUAGGGCCAGCACUUGCUCGUUUACGAACCGCUAUGCUAAGUUGAACGACGGUCGGAAGUCCAGCGCCUAUAAAGAAGACGCUUAUGAAGGUUGUCUGAAGGAGCAAUAUACCCCACAAUUAUUUGCCGGAAGAAACAUAUUCCUCGAAGUGAACCACUAUAAAGAAGUUGCGUUUUUUCAAGCUGAUUUGGAACAGCUUGGGGCGCACUUCGAAGACUUCUUCUCGGACAAGGUGAAUUGCGUGAUCUCCGACAGCCAAGACGCGUACGAGGAUUGGUGGCGAAGUCACGCAGAUCCGGCCCGUAUCAGGCGAUAUCAAGCUGCUCACGACUCUUUCAACUACGAGCAGCAACAACGUAGUGUGCCUCAAGUUCACCCGAGGCCUCCUCCCUCCGUUUCCUCUAGAACCUUCGGUACUAGGAGUGCAUUGAUCUUGUCCCGUCUGAGCAAAGACGAAGAGAGCAGGAAACCAGGGCGAGAAGACGAAAGAAAGCGAUCUGACAGCAAGGUGUUAGAGCGGGCGCGCAAAAACGGAGUCGCUGUUUGGCCACUUGCUUGGGUUUUGAAGUAUUUGUCAGAGCUGCGUCUCAAGCACGGGCUGGUGAACGUCGGACCGUGUUUGAGGUCGGACGGAAAGCGAAGAAAGCUCGAGAGUCCGUUUAUCAAGUUCCAGGAUGCCAGAGGGUGGUCUGGACCAACUUUGCGAGAGCUGAAGAAAGUGCCGGUUCUCAACCUGGGCAACGCUCUCGGUCGCGGGGCGUCUGUUUGGUGCGACAUCAAGGACGCGGCUAGACUGAAGUACCCUAUUUUGUAUCCCGGACUUGACGCCAGGCUGCGAACGGAUUCGACGUCGGGGAAGACGGACGGCGCAGCUGUGACGCCGUUGUCAACGAAGGAGCCCGGCGGCGGGCUGGCGGCGGCGCGUGGGCGGAUCCGCCGCCAGUUCUGCGACUACUGCCGCAUCAACUUUACUGACUACCUUAAGCACGUCGCAUCGUCCCGACACCGUUCUUCGGCGGCAGCCACUGUAGCCGGCACCAGUGGAACCGUGAGUGGUGCUACUGCACCGACUGGCCUCAAGUCUGCUCGAGUCCGAAGAGCCUUUGCAUCGGCCCCGACCGUGUCCCACUUUUACGAAAGAGUCUGUGCCAACAGCAAUAACAACUGUCGUCCCAGGAGGUUGUCCGCUGCUGCGUCUACGAAUCACAAGGACGCCACGGACGACCAGCACGGCGACAACGGCGGCGAGUUUGACGGCAUCGAUUCCAUAAGUGUGGUGAGUUGCGGGAUGAGGUUGGAGAACUCUGGAAGAAUGGGCCAGCAGCACUCGUGGGCUCCUAAUUACUGCUUCAGGGCACGGGCAACCGCCGCUUCCGCUCUGCCGACAGAAGAUGUCGACUCGAAACAUUUGCGAGGACGCCGUGUGGCUGUGGCGCACCAGAAUGGCGGAGGUGUCAAUGGGACAGCUAUUGACUCUGGCGGUCCUUCCACCAGGUCCAGGAAAUUCUCAGAGUCCGGCUUUGAGCCGGGCGGUGGCGUUCCUAAGCGCCGGAAGGUGGAAGUGUCUUAUCAGCAAACGAAGAAUAGUGCGAUAUCAAUUCGGUUGAGGUCGAGUGACGCGAGUUGCACAAAUGGAUAUGCACUGACUUCGGACGAGGAGGAUGAUGAAAGGACAGCAUCACCUCGACGACAACGUGGAGACUUCAAACGCUGUGUUAAAAGCCCGAGUGGGGAUGAGGGAGAGAACCAAGGACGUCACAUGCGCUUGAGACUCAGCAAUGCCGGUGGGGGUUGCAAUUGGACUGUCGACCAUGCCACGGGGAAGAAACGUCGCAGUGAAGUCGAAAGUCUCCUUGAGGAGAACAGGUCCAUCAUGGGUUUGGGUCUGGGUGAAAGCCGUGCCCAAACGGACCAUGCCUUGAAAAAUGGUUCAUCGGAUGUGGGCAGGUACACGUUGGCGGGGUCGCUGAGCCCGAAUCGGUCGACGGGUGACGUGACGAAACCGCUCUCUGUGUGCGUGACGGACCUACUGAUGUCGCCAACGUCGUCGAGCGUGCUGGCUGGGGCACGAGACGGCGGCGGUGGAACGACGACGACAACAUCAUUUGCGACAGUCUUGGAAGCCAAAGAAGACGGACUUGACAAGGUGGAGACGGAGGACGACGACGUGUGCGAAGUUGGCUCGUUUUCUGUCGAUGGCCUCGGAUACACGUUCCAGUCGGGGAUCCCGCAUUCCCCGAAUUUCACGCAACAACAGGCGUGGAGCGAUUGUAUCGUGGAUGCGGGACAGCCGUCUGCGACGGACAAUCACCGUUUGUGGUACUCGGACUUGGAUACUUUCCCGCCUGGGGACGACACUGAGUACGUGUUCCCGGCGUAUCCGCACGAGUUGCACCCGGACGUGCUCCGGAGUCGAAUCCAACGGGCCGCACGGACGGUGUCCUUCCAGGAAACAUCUGCAGCAGAAGAAGACUAUGGCGUCGAUGACGAAGAGGCGCCCUCUCGUCCACGUCGCCGCCUCAAGGGCGGCACCCGGAAGAGUCCCCGGUGUCACGCGAGCACAGUCGGCAUGUUGUUGGACGAAAUGUCGCCGGUGCGAGCUGGAAGGGCGGUGGAGAGUCUGUCUGCGGGACGACGGAUUGACGAUGAUUCGGGCGGCAGCAGCGCCGAGUCGAGUUUCAGCUCGUCGCCGGACAAGGCCAAGUUGGCUGGGUUUCGACGACCGCCGCCGGCGGAAAACGGCGUCCAAGCUUUCGGGCACGCGCUGGUUGGCCAGGUUGAACAGGUGAGCAACGACGACCUGGAUUUGGUGGGUGUCAUUGCGCCAUCGUUCGGGUUCAAUUACUGCCCGGUGACGGGAAAGUUUUACGAGGGUAGUCGAAAGCCGGAUCCUCAACAGUAUCAUCAGCAACGAGGCCGCCGCGGGGCAUCCCGUGGCGGCUGUAAGGACGACCCUUCUAUGCGUGCGGCCAAAGUCAUCAGUGUGAAGCAGUUCUUGGAGGAAGUGUCACCUACUGUUGCCGAGGAAUUCAGGGAAGCGCUGCGGAGUCUGGAAACUGCCGAAGAUGAGCCCCGCGUGUCUGAGAUCGAUCCGAAUCAGGCUACGAGGCUGGAACAGAGUCUUAACAAGGUCCUGGACGCGGGUACAGCUCCUUCGACGCCAUGUCCGAAGAAACGUAGGACGAACAGGACCGGUUGGCCGAGCCAACCACGAAGCCGACAAAAACCACCACAACAAACACACCAGCAUUCGCAGCCGUCGACGUCUCCCACUAGACAACGAUCUCUGCGUUCUUCUCUCCCGUCAUCUGUGCGGGCGUCGCGUGUGACGUACGCAGAAGCAGAGGAGGAUGAAGAAGAAGAAGAAGAAGAAGAGGAGGCGGAAGAAGAAGCAGAAGACAACGGCGAUGAAGGAGGAGGGAAAGAGAAUGAAGACGAAUCUGGCGACGAAGAGGAGAGUGAGGAAGAGGAGGAAGAAGAGUCGUCGUUGCCUGAGCGAAAAAAGGUGUUCCCUCGUCGGAGUCGCAGGAAAGCCAGACAGGCGUACUUUUUGCGACACUCCUGAAAAGCCACUUCGUUUUAUCGACUAGUGGUUUUCUUUCUUCGCUUUUUUUUAAAGAAGUGCGUUCAAUUUUGUUGUUGAUGGCUGCAUAUUUUUUAUCCGGAUGUGCUUUUUGUUUUUUCCUACCUGAGCAGAGAGGAAAAAGUCGUAUGCAAUUUUUUCCCUGCCUUUCUUUGCGCUUAGUCUUCUUUGCUUCCGCUUGGAGAGCUGUGAUGAAUUUACUGGAAGCAGUUUUUUUAGAUCUCUGAAAUUUACGUGCUUUUUUCAUAAGACCAUGUUUACGAUUCCAGUGAGUUCAUGUUUGGGUUAGUCUGGGAUCAGCAAUUUUGCGUAAGUUUACGGUGUUCUUUCAAUUAGGAGAAUGUACGGAUGAGCACUUCUUGUUAAUGGUGCCACUGUUUGUAUGUGGUGUUGGGUACCAAGUGCUUUAUCAUCAUUGAUAUUUAUCAAACAGGUUGUAAAGCCUUGGUUAUGUUACAGUAAAUGUGAGGUUGCCUGGUCAGUACCAGUUGGACCUGAACUGCUCUGAGAAGCUCUCUUAAAGUCCCCAGUUUCAUAGGUUUUUUUUUUUCAAGUUGAACUAGUGUAUCAAGAUAUGCACUAUUUUUGAAUUGCUAUGUUCGUAGCAGGUUGUCAAGAGAAAAAAUUACUACUUUUUUGUUACGAUCGAGAAAUUUCUCCGGUAUGAGAGCUAAGAGUAAACUGAAGGCAUUGCUCCAUUUGAGUAAUCUUAAAAUUUAUGUGUUUUCAUGAACUUGGUUCUCCUUGUGAUCAUAUUUUAAUACUGAAGCACGGUAUUCAAUGUUCAAGAGAAAGUUUUGAAUCUGAAUAUGAACUUACUGGAAUCAUUCCUGUUUUUUUUUCUGGGUAUAGUAAGUUUGUGCGUAUAUUUAUUUUUUGGAUUCAGCAUAACCUUGGGUUUGUAAGAUACAAUCGGAGAUGGUUAGUCUCGAUUUCAGUCAAUAUUCGGGGGCUAAGUGAAAAUGCAGCCUCGGGUUCAAAAAAUCAUUUUUUGAGGGGAUUUUUUGAACAGUUUUAUUUUGCGUUGCAAAGGCAGCUUCAACUGGUGGAAUUUUUGAACGCUUGGUGGUUCUUCCUUCUUCAGAGGCAUUCCUUUUUUUAGCAUUUCAUUUUUUUUGGAAGGGUCUCUUUUUUUCAAUGAUCUCAGGCUUACAAUUACGGAGCAAAGGUGUUAGCUGUUGAAUUUAAGUAUGUCGUUGUUGCAAACAAAACAAAAGUAUCGCAAACCCUUUCUGCCUUGUGGAAAUUUUGCUCAUGCGUGAGAUGGUUUCUUUUUAUCGUGAAACGAAGAAAAUAUUCUGCAAAAAAAUACGGCAAUUGUUCAUGGUCGGUUUUUUUUCUGUGUAAAGUGGCUGGCUGUUACCCCACCUGUGUCAAUGUUACCAGGGUUCCCUUGAUGCAAAAUCUUCUCUGCUUGCAAAAUGGAUCACUCACCUGAGAACUGCCGAAACCCGAGUGUAACAUAAGUAAGGUUAGACUAUCGAACUCCUGGAGCAGUGGUUCCCACGCUUUUCUUUAUUUGUAAAGUUCUUUUUCUAUAUAGAUUGUAUCUGUGUCGUCUUCUGCCAACUUUUAAAUGUUAAAAAAUCAUGACACCCAACUAGUGAAAUAGUUUUAUUUAAUUUCAGAAGUAAUUACUUUCAUGUCUUCCUUGAUGAAUAUUGUGUCAUUUUAUGUUCAACUGAAGUCAGGAAGGGAACUACUGCUCUGUAGAAGAUUUUAAAAAUGUAGUUUGAAGACACUUUCUCCUGCUGAAGAAUUUCUUUACCAUGUAAAGUUUCAGUUUCCAUAUUCAACAGGCGGUUUCAGUUAGUUUUAAUUCGAGAAUUUUCUUCAUCAAUCCCGUGUUUCAUGAUUUGUUACUGAUGAGUGUCUUCUCGACUUGCAAAUACUGAAGGAAGUUUGAUCAACGAAUAUCUGCAGUCUCGCAAGCAAGCAUCAUUUGUUAUUCGCAUAUUUUUUGUCGUUGUCGAGUGGUUCUCUGUGUUGAAAGGGGAGGAAAAACAUUGGCCUGCUGAAUUAUGUAAAGCGGGCCCAGUCUUUGUUUCAUUCGCGAGACUGUCCCUUAUCUGGUUGGGAAAUUCGAGAUGAUUUUUGGUAGAAAAGAAAGACGAAAAAAAGAAGAGAAAUCAAGCCGCAGAAAGUGAAUUUCGAAAAAGAGGCGGAAAAUAUACUGUGUUCCAUUA